GAGAGGGCGAGAGGGGUUUCGCAAAGUGAAAGAAGGGACGAGAGAGGGAAUGGAAACAGUAAGUAAGAAGAGUUUUGUAAGCAGAAUGCAAAAACCGUUGGGUUUUUAUAUUUGAAAUCUCAAAUAUUAGUUAACAUCCGUUUCUUCUUUCCCGCCAUGGUGGCCCAGUUGGAGAAUCGAUCCUCCCUCGACCAAAUACAGAAGACCAAGGCAUUGAUCUGCGCCCUGAAUCUCAUCUCCAGAAACCUUCCUCUUCCUCCUGAGAUCUUCGAUACUGUUUCGUCCAUCUACAGUGCCGACGAUGUGGCCGAUGACGCUGUGGAGGAUGAUGGUGGAGGUAAAGCCCACAGUAAGGACGGUGACCGCUUCCCGGAGGAGGAUUCGGGUGGCCCUAGGGAUUUGAAUGAGGGGUAUUCAAUAAUGGAGCUUGAAGAUGCACUGGUGAAGCAACGGCCAUAUUGCAUUUCGGGUUUGGGGUUGAUAGAGUCAAGGGAAAGUCUUUUGGAAAGCCAUAUUCAUCGUCGUUUAACUGAGCUUGAAGAGUUGCCUUCGAGUAGAGGUGAGGACCUGCAGAUGAAGUGCUUACUUGAGCUAUAUGGUCUAAAGUUAGCAGAUUUGCAAGGCAAGGUUAGGACUGAAGUGUGUUCAGAGUAUUGGUUGCGUGAUAAUUGUGCAUAUCCAGACAAGCAGUUGUUUGACUGGGGAAUGAUGCGUUUGCAUCAUCCCUUUAUUAUGUAUGGUGUGGGAGAUGCUUUUGCCAUGGAAACUGAUGAGCGGCUGCGAAAGAAACGGGAAGCAGAGAGACUGUCAAGGUUAGAAGAGGAGGAAAAAAACCGUAUGGAGACCAAAAAAAGGAAAUUUUUUGCAGAAAUUCUUAAUGCUGCUCGUGAGUUUCAAUUGCAAGCACAAGCUGCUCUGAAACGCCGCAAACAAAGGAAUGAUGGGGUCCAGGCAUGGCAUGGAAGGAAACGGCAACGUGCUACACGAGCAGAAAAAUUGAGGAUUCAAGCACUAAAAGCUGAUGACCAAGAAGCAUACAUGAAGAUGGUAGAAGAGAGUAAGAAUGAACGGUUAACAAUGCUUCUUGGAAAAACCAAUGAGCUUCUUGUGCGUCUGGGAGCUGCGGUUAAAAAGCAAAAGGAUGCAGAGCAUCUUGGUGGAAUUGAACCUUUGAAAGGCUCAGAAGAUGAUGAUGCUUCCCAGUCAUCUGCUUCUAAAAGUGAAACCCCUAGGGAUUUGCUUCCUGAUGAAGACAUAGAAUUUGUUGAUUUAGAUUCUGGUAAUCAUGUUAAGACAGGUGAUUUACUUGAAGGUCAGCGGCAAUAUAAUUCUGUCGUUCAUUCAAUUCAGGAAAAGGUCACAGAGCAGCCAUCUAUACUGCAAGGUGGAGAAUUAAGGCCAUACCAAUUGGAAGGUCUUCAGUGGAUGUUAUCUUUGUUCAACAACAACUUAAAUGGCAUUUUAGCUGAUGAGAUGGGGUUAGGGAAGACAAUUCAAACCAUAUCAUUGGUUGCAUAUCUCAUGGAACACAAAGGUGUAACUGGGCCCCAUUUGAUUGUGGCUCCAAAGGCUGUAUUACCAAAUUGGGUUAAUGAAUUUUCAACAUGGGCCCCUAGUAUUGUGGCUGUUCUAUAUGAUGGGCGUCUAGAUGAACGUAAGCUUUUGAGGGAAGAGUAUUCAGGAGAGGGGAAGUUCAAUGUAAUGAUUACCCAUUAUGAUCUUAUCAUACGGGACAAAGCAUUCCUGAAGAAAAUUCACUGGUACUACAUGAUCGUUGAUGAAGGACAUCGAUUAAAAAAUCAUGAAUGUGCUCUUGCAAGGACACUUGUGUCAGGCUAUCGCAUUAGACGUAGACUUCUAUUAACUGGUACACCAAUACAGAAUAGUCUGCAGGAGCUGUGGGCCCUGCUUAAUUUCCUCCUACCAAGCAUUUUUAAUUCUGUGGAGAAUUUCGAAGAGUGGUUUAAUGCACCCUUUGCAGAUCGAUGUGAUGUUUCUCUUACAGAUGAAGAAGAGUUAUUGAUUAUUCGCCGAUUGCAUCAGGUUAUAAGACCAUUCAUACUGAGGAGGAAGAAAGAUGAAGUGGAAAAGUUUCUUCCUGGGAAAAUACAGGUCAUACUGAAAUGUGAUCUGUCAGCGUGGCAGAAAGUAUAUUAUCAACAGGUCACUAAUGUGGGCAGAGUUGGUCUUGAUACUGGAUCUGGGAAGUCAAAGAGUUUACAGAAUCUGUCAAUGCAACUAAGGAAGUGCUGUAAUCAUCCAUACCUUUUUGUUGGAGAAUACAAUAUGUGGCGUAAGGAAGAGAUUGUGAGAGCAUCAGGAAAAUUCGAACUGCUUGAUCGCCUACUUCCAAAACUCCAAAAAGCAGGGCACAGAGUUCUGCUUUUCUCACAGAUGACACGCCUCAUAGACAUUCUUGAAAUUUAUCUGCAACUGCAUGAUUUUAAGUAUCUUAGACUUGAUGGCUCAACAAAGACAGAAGAAAGAGGGGCACUACUAAAGCAGUUCAAUGCACCAGAUUCUCCAAUUUUCAUGUUUCUUCUAAGCACACGUGCUGGAGGCCUUGGUCUGAACUUACAAACUGCAGACACUGUCAUUAUCUUUGAUAGUGAUUGGAAUCCCCAAAUGGAUCAACAGGCAGAGGAUCGAGCACAUCGCAUAGGGCAAAAGAAGGAAGUUAGGGUUUUUGUGCUCAUUAGUGUUGGUUCAAUUGAAGAGGUUAUAUUGGAACGCGCAAAACAGAAAAUGGGCAUUGAUGCCAAGGUCAUCCAGGCUGGAUUAUUUAAUACAACUUCCACAGCUCAGGACAGAAGAGAGAUGUUGCAGGAGAUCAUGCGGAGAGGUACCGACUCAUUAGGGACAGAUGUGCCUAGUGAGAGAGAGAUAAAUCGUCUUGCAGCUAGAACGGAAGAAGAAUUUUGGUUGUUUGAGAAGAUGGAUGAGGAAAGACGACAAAAGGAGAACUACAGAUCAAGAUUGAUGGAGGAACAUGAGGUACCUGAUUGGGCAUAUUCUGUCCCUGAUAAUGCAGAUAAGACCAAAGAUACUGAACCCAACAGUGGUAGCAUUACAGGGAAACGACGUAGAAAAGAGGUGGUUUAUGCUGAUACACUGAGUGACGUACAGUGGAUGAAAGCUGUUGAAAAUGGAGAAGACUUGUCCAAGCUCAUGACCAGCAGGAGAGAGCAUCUUCCUCCUGAUGCCAAUGAGUCAACCAGUGAUCAUGUCGGGGUAGAGCAAAAGUUAUCAGAGCCAAGAAAUGGUGAGUCUAUGACCAGUGAGGGAGCAAGCGAAAAUUUCAUGAGCCGGACCCCGAAGAGGCUCAAAUCUGGACCUGUACAGUGUAACAAACCUGAAUAUGAAGGCAUUGGGGACUAUGGUUGGAGUGGGGACAUCUUUACAUGGAAGACCCACAAGAGGAAGAGAUCAAGCCAUGGUGUUCCAGGUUCCUCAUCAUCUGAUGCAAAAGGACAGAAUUCUAAUGGCAGAGGAAAUGGAUGGGUUUGAUUGACACUAAUCAAAGCUAACACCAAAUCACGAAGGGAUUUAUAUGUACUGUAGCUGAGCCUUGUCAUUGUAACCUUGGUUUCUGGAAUUCUUCUUCAGGGUAGUGAUUUUCACACCAUUCCUCGUACUCCAGUUGAAAGAGCUUAUUUCUGACUGCUGGUGGCUCGUGCCCCUAUUCCAAUUCAUUUAUGGUAAUUUUUAGUAGUAACAUCUCAUGAUGCAAAUAAUAGAUCUUUUUUCUUUCAAAAAAUAGUUACAUGAUUUACCAAAAGCAGGAAAGAUUCAGGGGCUAUCUAUCAUUUUCCUGUUUGAAUA
Nelumbo nucifera (sacred lotus) is the source of this 3822-nucleotide messenger RNA. RefSeq names its product putative ATP-dependent DNA helicase CHR12. Gene Ontology annotation, molecular function: histone binding; ATP binding. Lineage: Eukaryota; Viridiplantae; Streptophyta; Magnoliopsida; Proteales; Nelumbonaceae. The record is from RefSeq and is a predicted model, not a curated record.